GUACCAGCAGGAUUCAGCUCUUGUGAUGCCACACCCGCAAUGGCCCCUUAUAUCAUCCCCGUUAUGCGUCCGCCCGCCUGUCACCCCCAAUUGACCCGUCUCUCCCGUCCGUCGCUCCUCCACCCUCUCCCGCACCGCCGCUUUCAUCCAUCGUGGGCGCGCUGAGCCUCGUCGCAUACCCGAACUCGCGGCGAUCAUCGCGUGAUUCAGCCGCGAUGGCCCUCCAGUACCUCGCCACCAGCAACGGCUGGCUGUCGUUCGACCACUGCACCCCCGUGCUCUAUGUAACCGCCGAAGACGAAGAGUUCGACACCGAGACUCUGCGCGCAUGGCGCGACGAGGGCUUCAACGUGAAGUACGUGCCCAUGGGCAAGGGUGGGAAGACAUACGUCAAUACGUUGCAUCAUCUGGGCGAUAACAUGAGCAUUGGCGAGCGCUAUGCGAUCGUAGCAUUCGGGGACGCAGCCUCCGUAUGUCUAGAGGUAUACUCUGAGCCGAAGACGUCGACUUCCAAGCUGUGCUCCCUAAUAGCAUACUAUCCGUCGUCCAUUCCCGACCCGAGACAGCGCUUCUCCGCGUCGUUCCGUGUGCUAGUGCAUCUUGCGCAGGGCUCGGGCCCUGAAGACAAUAGUGUGGGCGUUACGCGACGACCGGAAGUGCUUGGUCUACAAGGGAAGCGGAAGACUGUGCGCAAGCGCAUCACGUCAGGAAUAGGCGCGGGCGGCCUACAAAGUAAGAUCGAAUACCCAGCGUUUACGUACGAAGGCGUCGAUCCCGGAUUUGCCGAGCAUGAUCUGGACGAGUACGACGCAGUCGCAGACGCUUUAGCCUGGAGCAGAAGCUUGAGCAUGGUGCGACGCGGCUUCGGCGCAGAAGUCGAUCUCGAACGCGUGUGGGAAGACAAUGUGGAAAGCAAGUUCCACACGCGAAACGCGAACAAAUUGCUCGAGACCUACGUAGCACACCCCACACCCUUCGUCAACUUCACUCCUACUAUGACCGGCGGCAUGGGCCACGAAGAACUAAAACGCUUUUACCGCGACUACUUCCUUCCCAACGCUCCGCCCUCAUUUCACAUGCGACUCAUCUCGCGCACUAUCGGCGUGGACCGCAUAGUCGACGAGCUCUACAUCCAGUUCAAGCACACGACGGACAUGCCUUGGGUGCUUCCCUGUGUCAAGCCUACCAACAAGAAAGUCGAAAUCGUCGUAGUCAGUUUGGUAGGCAUGAGAGCUGGCAAAAUUUGGAGCGAGAGGAUAUACUGGGAUCAGGCGAGCGUAUUGUUUCAGGUAGGAUUGCUGGAGCCGGAAGAAGUUCCUGAGAAGUUCAAGAAGGAAGGAUUGGAGAUGCUGCCUGUUGCGGGGAGUGAGGCUGCGAGGAAGAUCAUGGAUUUCGAGGCUGAGGAAAGUAAUGAUAUGAUUGAUGAUUGGUGAACUCGACGAUACUGGGAAAAGAUUGAGGAUUGGUGUUCCGGUACUGGAUCUCCGGGUUGAUACCUUGGUUAGCAAUGGUUUCCACAUCUUUGUUCUUGGACACAUAUUGGUUGAGAAUGACUCUUAUUUUUG
Trematosphaeria pertusa is the source of this 1565-nucleotide messenger RNA. RefSeq lists its product as uncharacterized. The transcript is spliced from 3 exons. Lineage: Eukaryota; Fungi; Ascomycota; Dothideomycetes; Pleosporales; Trematosphaeriaceae. The record is from RefSeq and is a predicted model, not a curated record. Bases 216 to 1433 code for a protein of 405 amino acids. Gene Ontology annotation, biological process: polyketide metabolic process.